This is a messenger RNA of Tetranychus urticae (two-spotted spider mite), 2573 nucleotides long. Its product is annotated as protein phosphatase 1K, mitochondrial. Gene Ontology annotation, biological process: protein dephosphorylation. The record is from RefSeq and is a predicted model, not a curated record. Gene Ontology annotation, molecular function: cation binding; protein serine/threonine phosphatase activity. Lineage: Eukaryota; Metazoa; Arthropoda; Arachnida; Trombidiformes; Tetranychidae.
AGCAAAACACUUGUUGUUUACUGUGAGAAGGUGAAGGAAAACCCCUAUAUCCCCAUCAAUCAUUGUCAUUCAUUGUCAUUGAGUUACUGUUGACCUUGUGAUUAAAAUUACAAAAUUUAAGUUAUUAAACCAUCUUAAUUAAAUUAUCUGGAUAAACAAUAUAAACUUGUUAAUAUAUUGUUUUAUUAUUGUGUUUUAUCAUACUACUAACAUUCAUUUCAGUGCUGGAGAAACCAGAAAGUAAAAAGAUGAUGAAAUUUGGUUACUUGUUUACUUAACCCUUGUUGAAUCGUGUUAUUGUGUUAUUGUGUUACCUUCUUUCAUUCUUUGUUGUUGUUGAUGGCAUCUAUUUGAUUUAAAAUCAUUUUAAACAUGUUGAUGUCUAUAAUCUCAAAUUAUUCUGUAAGAUGAUAUAUAAAAGUUUAUCUCGGUGUACAAAAAUAUUAAGGGUUAACCCGGUGUUCAUAAAUACUCAUUCUUCACCAUCCUUAUCACCAUCUAUUCAAUCUUGUAGUCGUCAUAAUUGGGGCUCUUGGGAUAAUCGAAUCGACUUUAAUAUACUGCUACAACAGUCAAUAAAUUAUGGUAAACCUAUUCCAAAGAUAACCUGUGAUAUGGCAGGCUCAGCAUCUGUCAUUGGUCGUCGUACAACUAAUGAAGAUCGUAUCAGAAUCAAAGAGUUAAGACCUGAUCUUAUUUAUUUAGCCAUUUUCGAUGGUCAUGGAGGAUCACUGGCUGCUGAUUUUUGCUCACAACAAAUGGAACUCUAUAUAAGUUAUUGGUUGCGAAGAGGAGAAACUGACUUGGAAGCUGUUCUCCAGAACGCAUUCAUAGAAGUAAACAAUGCUCUGGCAAGAUAUAUUUCACUAAAAGUUAAAGACAAAGAUUCUAUGUUUUCUGGUACCACAGCAACCGUUUGUCUUCUCAAGGAUUCAAUUGAAUUGACCAUAGCUAAUGUUGGUGAUAGUCGUGCCUUACUUUGUCGCAAUGGGGAUGCACGUAAACUAACUAUCGACCAUAGUCCAUCUCUCAAGUCUGAAAAGGAGCGGAUAAUCAAAUCAGGAGGGACAAUAAUUGCGAAUAGCCAUGGAAUAGGACUUGUCAAUGGUCGUCUUGCUAUGACCCGAAGUAUUGGUGACUUGGAUCUUAAACCUUACGGUGUGAUUGCAUUACCUUACACUAGAUCUCUCAAGAUUGAACACGGAAAAGAUGCUUUUUUAGUUAUGACUACUGAUGGUGUCAGUUUUGUGAUGAAUGAUCAAGAAAUUGUUGACGCUGGUGGUCGAUGUACUAGUCCUGCUGAAGCAGCAAACUUCAUUGCUGAACAAGCAUUACAUUAUGCUUGUGAUGAUAAUGCUAGUACAAUUGUUAUACCCUUCGGAGCCUGGGGUAAAAUUUUACAUAAUCGUAAUGUUAAUUAUAGUUCAUUUGGUCGUGAACUUUGUCGUAGCAAUCGUCAUUGAUCUCUUCUCUUACAUCAAUCUAUUACAACAUUAUUAUCUUGUCUUAAUUUACAAUAAAAUUGUCUUAAAUUGUCUUAAUACAAUUAAAAAUGGCCUGAUAUCAGCGUUCGAUCGUGCUACGUACGAUUUCUUCCAAGUCAACGUUAAAAAUAAAAUUAGUAUGGGCAGGAAUAUAUUCAGUCUCUUUGGGUAUCGCAACAGUCGUAUAAAAUUAUUGGUCAUCAGAUUUUGUGUAAAUUCUUUACCAUCUUUAGCAGAGACCAGAGCAAAGUCUUCAAUUUGUUCUUGAUGAAGAUAUUUUUUGGUUAACAAUAACCGGAAAAUUCGACCAAAUUGAGAUCCAAAACGAUCACUUACAAUAGAUGUCAAAGAUGAAUGGAUCAAUUCUUCAUAAAUUUUCAUGAUGUUUACUCGGUACAUUCCUACGCCAGAUCUUUCAUCAACUUUCACAACAAAACGACUGUUAUCCUCAUUGACAAAUGUAAGAUAUUCUUCGAUAUCUUUCUCCGUGGAAAAUAAUGUGGAGCGCAAGGCACGUUCAACGAUAUCAGUUUUAGUUAAUACCACUGUUUCUUUAGCCCACAAGUGGGCUUCACUUAAUCGAAGCAUUACCAGAACCAGCUGAGCUGCUUUUUCAUCAUCAUAAUGAGUUUUCAAACCCUCCAGAAUUGUCAUAUCACGCAAAUAAAUAUGAAAUUGAUCAGAGUUGACCACGUAAUAAACGUCUUCUUUUGAUUUCACUGGAUCUUCUUUACGUCUUUUGGAUACAGGUUCCAAGGAUUCAUUGUCUUCUAACUUUAAUGAAAUUUUGAGUGCAAUUCGUUGGAUAUACUCGACAUCUUCAUCUCCUUCCAUGUUACUUGGAAACCAAAUGGCUUCAUUGGUUUCAUUGGGUAUAACGCAAGCUCUUGUAAUGUAUUUGGCUUUAAUCAUUUCAACUAAAACUUCGAUAAUUUCAGUUGGAUGGAAGUAAUUCUUCUUUUUAUUUACAUCAUUAUCUUUAUUUUCACUUGACUCCUUCAUCCGGAUGUACACUUUUUCGAUUAUAUCACCGGCAGUCAAAAUUCCUUCCAUUAAAAUUUCAAAUUGUUUAUUUGCUCACCAAUUUAA